Aspergillus luchuensis is the source of this 390-nucleotide messenger RNA. RefSeq lists its product as uncharacterized. NCBI's taxonomy places the organism in Eukaryota, Fungi, Ascomycota, Eurotiomycetes, Eurotiales, Aspergillaceae. The coding region runs from base 1 to 390 and encodes 129 amino acids. The record is from RefSeq and is a predicted model, not a curated record. The transcript has 2 exons.
AUGGGCGAGCUUUCCCUCGAGUGUCACAAUAUUACUAUGUGCUCAAUAUCUUAUGCCACUGCCACUUCAAUUGUAAAGGCUUGCAGCACUUACAUUAGCGACCGCCUCUUGACAGGUCAGAGCCACCUAUCAGCUACAACUACGUAUCAGGCGACCGAAUCCGUUGCAUCCGAUGCUUUGUCUGACUCUUGGUGGGCUUUGGAUUUGUUUGUUUGCGGGGCGUCAAGCGGGGCACGUGGUGGGGAGAAUGAGGAGAGCCACCAUCCCCGUCACUUCCUCGGUUCCAUCUCUCAUACUACUAUUCCCUGCCAAUGCUUACCUGCAGAAAAUCAGGCCCACCAUCCAAAGCAUUACCAAGUGAUAUACCGAUCCGACGUGUCCAAAGCCUAG